AUGGCUGACGACUCAGAGUACACCGAAACCGACAUCUGGGCGUCCCCCCAGCAAACCCGCCAGCCGAAAACACCCAAGUCACCCAGGACCCCGCGCACGCCCGCCUCCGAAGGCCCCGAUCGCGAUGCCCUGCUGCGCAAGGAGCUCGAAGGCGUCCGAAAUGUCAACGAGGCUAUAGAGGGUCUCAUCGGCACCCUGGAACGAGCCGGCGGCAACAUGGAUGUUGUGACGCAGACUGUAAAUAAUGCAUCGACUCUCCUCAACACAUGGACCAGAAUCCUGUCCCAAACAGAACACAACCAGCGCCUGAUCCUCGACCCUAGAUGGAAAGGCACUACGGAAGACCUCGUCGAACAGGAAGCCGAAGCUCUCCAGCGACAGCAAGAGGCUGAGCGCAAGGCGCGCGAAGAAGAGCAGCGUCGCGAGGAAUUGCGCCGUCGCAGAGAGGAGGCAGAGACUAAACGCAGUCUGGCACCCGGCUCCAGACCCCUCCGCGGAACAGCAGGCGCGCGCAGGACGGCGUCUAGGGCCCGGGCAAGAGCGGGAUCGCGCAUUGGCGCUGGUUCCAGCUAUAUAUCCCAAAACACAUCGAGCUCCAGCAGUCGUGGGACCUCGGGAAUCGGCAGAGGUAUAGGGACUACGAGAGGUGCACGGUCACGAGGCGCAAGAUAG
This is a messenger RNA of Cordyceps militaris CM01, 672 nucleotides long. Its product is annotated as DASH complex, subunit Duo1. Gene Ontology annotation, biological process: mitotic cell cycle. The coding region runs from base 1 to 672 and encodes 223 amino acids. NCBI's taxonomy places the organism in Eukaryota, Fungi, Ascomycota, Sordariomycetes, Hypocreales, Cordycipitaceae. Gene Ontology annotation, cellular component: mitotic spindle; DASH complex. The record is from RefSeq and is a predicted model, not a curated record. The transcript has 2 exons.